Paramecium sonneborni is the source of this 780-nucleotide messenger RNA. Lineage: Eukaryota; Ciliophora; Oligohymenophorea; Peniculida; Parameciidae. The record is from the annotation of a GenBank genome assembly.
AUGUUUAUAAAGAGAAUAGCAUCCUCUUUUUCAAAAAGUCAUCAUCACUUAGUGAUACCUUAUUACAAUAAAGGUCUGAAUCUUUAUUUAUUGAUAGGCAUUCAAAACCCAAUUAAUAAUAGGAAAGCUCUAAACUUUGUUACGGAAGAUUUGAAUAUGAAAGAUCCUGAUGGAUUUAUCUAUGCUUUUAAUAAUGUAAUCGCUUCAAUCAACCAUGAAGAUUUUAUAGAAUUUGCUAAUUAGACAUGUGAUUCUGAACUAGUGAAAGGAUUUCAAACAGGAUUUAAGCGUCUAAAAGAUAAUAAUCAAUUUAUUGAACCAAUCUAUGAUCCUGAAAUUGAAGAAGAAAUUCUUUUUUCUGCUUAUUCUGUUUGUUUCGAAUUAGAUGAUGGAAAAAGUUAUUAUCUUUAGGUAUAGUGUAAUUAAAUUUAGAAACCAAAUUGGGAAUUAGAUUUAAUUGAUAUGAAAAUUGAAUUUUAUAACAUUUUUCAUUCAAUGAUUAGAAAUCCAAUUACUUCAAGACCAAAAUUAACAGUUAUUUUAGAUUGCUUUAUCAAAUGUAAGACUAGCAUUAAAAUAUAAAAUUUUGAAGUAUUCUCAUAUAAUCAAAAAUAUUAGUUACAUCCGUAUUCAUAUCAUGCUGUAAAAUUUAUGUCUUAAAAGCAUAAACAUGAUACUAAUAUUCUUACUCUUUUAAAAGAAAGCAAUUUUGAAAAAUUGUUAUUGGGAAAGAAUUAUAAUUGGAGAAUAAUUAAUAUUGAUAAUUUUCUGAAAAGAUGA